AUGCCUCGUGGACAGAAGAGUAAGCUCCGAGCUCAUGAGAAAUUUCACCAUAGCAAAGCUCAGACCCAAAGUCUUAAGGAAACCCAAGUAGCUACUGCAGAGGAAGAGAAGGCCACUUCAUCCUCCUCUCCUGAUUGUGGGGAUAGUCCCUCCAUCUCCGCUGUGGCUGGCAGUCUCCCGGCACCUCCGAGUGUCCCAGCCACCAUCAGUGCCACUGCAGGUGUUUCCUGCAAAAGAUCUGAUGUAAAUGCCAACAGUCAAGUUCAAAAAAGUAAAAAUUCUUCAGAGGCCUCACCUUCCACUGAUAUCUCUUGUCAAGAUCUUCUAACUAGGAAGGCAAGUAUGUUGGUACGGUCCUUGCUAUAUAAGUAUAAAGUGAAUGAGCCCAUUGAAAAGGCAGACAUGCUGAAGAUUGUCCACAAAAGGUACAAAAAGCACCUCCCUGAGAUCCUCAGGAAAGCCUCUGAGUACAUGGAUCUGGUCUUUGGCCUAGAAUUGAAGGAAGUCCAUCCCAACAGCCACUCCUAUACCCUUUUCUUCAACUCAGAUGACACCAGCAUUGGGAGUCUGAGCAGUGCCUGGCGAUUUCCUACAAAAGGGAUUCUGAUGCCUCUCCUGGGGUUGAUCUUCUUGAAUGGCAACCAUGCCUCUGAGAAGGCAGUCUGGGAAUUCCUGAAUAUUCUGGGCAUCUAUGAUGGAAAGAGGCACUUCAUCUUUGGGGAGCCCAGGAAGCUUAUCACCCAAGAUUUGGUGAAGGAAAAGUACCUAGAGUACCGGCAGGUGCCCAACAGUGAUCCUGCACGCUUUGAAUUCCUGUGGGGUUCAAGAGCCCAUGCUGAGACCACCAAGAUGAGAGUGCUGGAGUUUUUGUCUAAGUUCUGUGAUACCAUCCCCCGUGCCUUCCCAUCUCACUAUGAAGAGGCUUUGAGAGAUGAGGAGGAGAGAGCCCGGGCUGUUUCUACAACCAAAGGUGGCACUACUUCUAAGGCCAUUGCGUGCUCCAAGGCCACGUCCAGAUGCAACUCUCACCCUGAGUGA
Molecule: messenger RNA, 1038 nt
Organism: Hipposideros armiger (great roundleaf bat)
Lineage: Eukaryota; Metazoa; Chordata; Mammalia; Chiroptera; Hipposideridae
Product: melanoma-associated antigen B4-like
Exons: 1
Coding region: 1-1038 (345 amino acids)
Biological process (GO): negative regulation of transcription by RNA polymerase II
Cellular component (GO): nucleus
Source: RefSeq, a predicted model, not a curated record